Molecule: messenger RNA, 372 nt
Organism: Tetrahymena thermophila SB210
Lineage: Eukaryota; Ciliophora; Oligohymenophorea; Hymenostomatida; Tetrahymenidae
Product: transmembrane protein, putative
Exons: 1
Source: RefSeq, a predicted model, not a curated record
AUGAAAAAUAUUGUAAUUAUAAUAGCUUUAAUUUUAGUAGUAUGUUAAGGUAGAUCUCUUACUGCUUAUACCUAUUGCAAAGCAACACAAUGUUCUAAUUAGGAAGAAUAAUGCGCAAUUGAUACAACUGGUUGCAUGGUUCCUUUUAAAGCUUAUUUAAACUGUUUGAAAUAAAAUACUGUUUGCUCAGGAUUAAAAAGUAGUGAUCCUUUUGGAGAAUGCUGGACAAAAUGCAACUAAAAUUCACCUAAUUAACUCUUCAAAAACCUGCAAACAUGUUAUGUAAGUUGCGGCGCUGCAGAGCACUCAGCAAUAAUUUCUACCUCAUUUGCAUUACUAUUUACAUUAUUACUAGUCAUUAUUAAUAUUUGA